AUGGGUGAUAAUGAUUCGCUCUCCCAAUUCCUCGCAUCUGCGGUCGACGCUGCUCACAAGGCUGGUGAGAUUAUCCGGAAAGGUUUCUAUCAGACCAAAAAUGUGCAGCACAAAGGACAGGUUGAUUUGGUCACUGAAACUGAUAAAGCAUGUGAAGAUCUCAUAUUUAAUCAUCUCAAGCAACUUUACCCCUCUCACAAGUUCAUUGGGGAAGAAACCACAGCUGCUGGUGGCAAUGCAGAACUGACUGAUGAACCCACAUGGAUCGUUGAUCCUCUCGAUGGAACUACUAAUUUUGUUCAUGGGUUCCCUUUUGUUUGUGUAUCCAUCGGUCUCACAAUUGGAAAAAUUCCUACAGUUGGUGUUGUUUACAAUCCUAUAAUUAAUGAGCUUUUCACUGCAAUCCGUGGAAAAGGUGCUUUUCUGAACGGGAACCCUAUAAAAGUAUCAUCACAAACUGAACUAAUGAGCGCUCUUCUCGCAACAGAGGUCGGAACAAAACGUGACAACUUAACUGUAGAUGCCUGUACAAACAGGAUUAAUAGCUUGCUUUUCAAGGUGAGAUCACUUCGGAUGACUGGCUCCUGUGCUUUAAAUCUUUGCGGAAUUGCAUGUGGAAGGUUGGACGUCUGCUUUGAACUUGGCUUUGGAGGUCCUUGGGAUGUGGCAGGCGGUGCUGUCAUUGUUAGAGAAGCCGGAGGUGUUAUAUUUGAUCCAUCUGGAGCUGAUUUUGACAUCACAUCACAGCGAGUGGCAGCUUCCAACCCUUUCUUGAAGGAUGCCCUUGUAGAUGUUGUGCGCCAAAACGUUUGA
Molecule: messenger RNA, 813 nt
Organism: Sphenostylis stenocarpa
Lineage: Eukaryota; Viridiplantae; Streptophyta; Magnoliopsida; Fabales; Fabaceae
Source: the annotation of a GenBank genome assembly